CCUCUCCCUCUCUCUCCCCCUCCUCUCUCCCUCUCUCUCUCUCAGUAGGCGGCCGCCCGCGACAAACAACCGACCCGCACACCGGCACCGGAACCGGACCGGGGACACACGGGAGGAAGGACACCGGGAGGAAAGAUGACGGAACGCAGUCAGACCCACGUGAUCCUGCUGUCCUGCGGCAGUUUCAACCCCAUCACCAAGGGACACAUCCACAUGUUCGAGAAAGCCAGAGAGUACCUGCACACGACGGGUCGCUUCAUCGUGAUCGGAGGAAUCAUCUCACCGGUCCACGACUCCUACGGAAAACCUGGUUUGGUUCCCAGCAGACAUCGUCUCACCAUGUGUCAGCUGGCCGUGCAGUCCUCUGAUUGGAUCAGGGUGGACCCUUGGGAGAGUUACCAGGACACCUGGCAGACAACCUGCAGCGUUCUGGAGCACCACCGUGACCUGAUGAAGAGAGUCACCGGCUGCAUUCUGUCCAACGUCAACACGCCAUCGAUGACUCCUGUGAUUGGUCAGCCACAGAACCAGACGCCCCCCGUCUACCAGGACCACGGCAACAUCAAUCACAAGCCGUCAGCCCUCAAGCUGUGGGGGAAGGUCAGCGAGAGCUUCGGAAAGAUCUGCUGCGUCCGUCCUCACAUCGAACGCUUUACCUUCGUCGAUGAAAACGCUAACCUGGGGACGGCCAUGAGGUACGAGGAGAUCGAGUUACGCAUCUUGCUCCUGUGUGGAAGUGAUCUCCUGGAGUCCUUCUGCAUCCCUGGUCUGUGGAAGGACAGUGAUAUGGAGGUGAUUGUGGGGGAUUUCGGAAUGGUCGUGGUUCCUCGUGACGGAGCCGACACGGAGAGGAUCAUGAACCACUCAUCUGUCCUCCGCAAGUUCAAGGACAACAUCACUGUGGUGAAGGACGGCAUGAGCCACCCGAUGUCCAUGGUCAGCUCCACCAAGAGCAGACUGGCCCUGCAGCACGGUGACGGCCAUGUUGUGGACUACCUGAGUCAGCCCGUCAUCGACUACAUCCUGCAGAGUCAGCUGUACAUCAACGCCUCCGGCUAGAGACCACAACCUGCAUGAGAACAGGGAGUGUGAAGGGGGAGGGGCUACCUAUGACAUCACCUAUAUAAAUAUAACAACCCUCCCACUCCCAACACCAAAACGUCCUUCUCUUUCUUCUAUGUCAAACAUGCACUCUUCUGUGUGGAGCAUUCUGUCUGUGUCAUGUGACGUCACCAUCAGGGGGGUCAUGUUGGGGGGGGGUGUCAUGAGGUAAACUCGGAGGGCUGCAGACGUAUUAGAGGCGUAUUGCUCCACCGACAGUGAAGGCAGCGUUUCCCCACUAUGUUCUGUCUUUGUUGUUCGGAGGUGCAUGCUAAGUGUUCCUGGGGCAGGUGGGUGGAAAAAACGUGCCAGAACCGGGUUAGUGUUUCGCUAAAAAGGGAGCGGGGUGAUGUCCAGAGAGUCUCCAAUUACUUCCUCGUAUCAAUAAUAUUGUUUCUGAAUGGUGGUCCCCCUCCCUCAUUUUUCUAUCAUGUCUUAACUCAAACUACAAAUAUAGAUAAUCAAGAAAGUAAGAAAACACCUUAUCUAAUUAACUUUUUAUAAUUGCUGAUAUACCAUUUAAUGUGACGUGUGUUUGCCGUCUUGGUCACUUCACAUAAUUUGUUCACGACGCGUAAAAAUCGCUUUUUGGCUUUAACUCCAAAAAGACAUCUCUGCCUCGUAGCUACACAGAUGCUAACAUGCUAACAGAAGACACGAUCACAAUAAGUACGCAAACGAGCGUGAAGCCGUUGUGGCGCGCAACCUUUCGAGAAAAUCAACGUGACCUUGGCGACACACACAGUUUGACCUCCGACCUAAAAAGUCGCACAAUGAAACCCACGGGAAGAUUUAACUGCCGCCCCACAUCUUGAGACUUUACGGCGCCAGAAGUCAGUUGACAGGACAACGGUUAACUUUUGCAAAACAAAUCCUCAACAGCAGUGUGUUGUUGUCCGCUGUUUAUUUCUUGUUCACGUGCUCCUGUUGGCUCUUCUUACCGUAGACUGCAUGCUUAGACAUGUUUGGAUCUGGCAUGAACGUUCCUUACUUAGUAAAAUGUCAUGGUGUGAGCUGAAAACAAACAAAAAAAUAUAAUAUAUAUUUAUUUAUUCAUGUAUAAAUGUGUGUGUGUGUAUGUGUAUGUGUUUAUUUCGGGUCACUUUCUGUUGACCCAUGUAGCUAUAAAAUAAAUCUUGUUUUCUGUAUUAA
This is a messenger RNA of Pungitius pungitius (ninespine stickleback), 2253 nucleotides long. It is a transcript of the gene nmnat2, whose product is annotated as nicotinamide nucleotide adenylyltransferase 2. The transcript is spliced from 11 exons. Gene Ontology annotation, biological process: NAD+ biosynthetic process. The record is from RefSeq and is a predicted model, not a curated record. NCBI's taxonomy places the organism in Eukaryota, Metazoa, Chordata, Actinopteri, Perciformes, Gasterosteidae. Bases 136 to 1059 code for a protein of 307 amino acids. Gene Ontology annotation, cellular component: Golgi apparatus. Gene Ontology annotation, molecular function: nicotinamide-nucleotide adenylyltransferase activity; nicotinate-nucleotide adenylyltransferase activity.